AUCAUCCUGUGGGGUCGAACUGAGAAAUGCCUGAAGGAGACCACAGAGGAAAUCAGGAUGAUGGGGACAGAAUGCCAUUAUUUCAUUUGUGAUGUAGGAAAUCGAGAGGAGGUCUAUCGGCAAGCCAAAGCUGUGCGGGAAAAGGUGGGUGAUAUCACUAUCCUGGUGAACAAUGCUGCUGUGGUCCAUGGUAAGAGUCUGAUGGACAGCGAUGAUGAUGCAUUGCUCAAAUCACAACAUAUAAACACCCUGGGACAGUUCUGGACUACCAAAGCAUUCCUACCAAGGAUGCUGGAGUUGCAGAAUGGACACAUUGUUUGCCUGAACUCUGUCCUGGCCUUGUCAGCCAUCCCUGGUGCCAUUGACUACUGCACCUCCAAAGCCUCAUCCUUUGCCUUUAUGGAGAGCCUGACGUUGGGGCUGCUAGACUGUCCUGGAGUGAAUGCCACAACAGUCCUGCCCUUCCACACGAGCACAGAGAUGUUUCAGGGCAUGAGAAUCAGGUUCCCUAAUCUUUUUCCUCCCCUCAAGCCAGAGACAGUGGCUAGGAGGACAGUAGAAGCCGUUCAGAUGAAUCAAGCCUUCCUGCUCCUUCCAUGGACAAUGCAUGUUCUUGUUAUCCUAAAAAGCAUUCUCCCUCAGGCAGCACUUGAAGAAAUCCACAAGUUUUCUGGGAGCUAUACCUGCAUGAACACUUUUAAAGGACGAACAUAGACUUGAUGGUGCAAGGACUAUUCUUCAGUGAAACCAACACAAGCAUGAAAAUCCUGACAAGACUGUGAAUCAGCAGUCUUGGCUUCUAGCCUGUUCAUGUGACUUGCACUGCUCUGAGGCAACACAUUUCUUGCAGGUCAUAUCCAUAGUAACAUGACCUUUGCACAGGAUUGAAUGACUAGACUAUGGACCCUUGGAAAGAAAAACAAAAGAGUGUGAAAUGUUUAUAUGAUGUUUAAUUCUUUAGAGUUCAAUUGUUAAAUCUACUCAUAGUUUUAAGAUGUAAUUUUUGUUUCUAAAGUGUCUGUAGGCUGUCUCAGCUGAGAGGCAGCACGUCACACCCUAUACUUUAUCCCUUCUCUUCAGAGGAACUGCAGUUACCAACUGCUACUGGUUUCAUUUCAGCUUUUUGAAUGGGGAACUUAAAAAUACUUUGAAGAACUAAAAGUUAUGGACAUUUAAUGGAAGCUUCCUUUCCUUCUUUCACUUCACAUCCGUUGAUGAAACUGUUCCCAGCUCACAUCAGGGAAGGAGCUAACUGUGAAGCAAUGUUUUCUUUGUUAAAGGCCACCCAGGACUUCUGUCUGGAAGGACUGUGCUGGGCCCAAGAAAGCUGUCUCACUUCACCUGUGAAGGCAGGAGAGGAAUGCUCAGUCAGAAGAGCAGGCAGUUUGAACAGUGGAAGAUUCUUUCUGUCACUGAACUCAUAUAUGAAAUUUAAUUGUCUUUCUGAAUAUUUUUGUUCAUUUAUGAU
Molecule: messenger RNA, 1468 nt
Organism: Fulmarus glacialis (Northern fulmar)
Lineage: Eukaryota; Metazoa; Chordata; Aves; Procellariiformes; Procellariidae
Gene: DHRS3
Product: dehydrogenase/reductase (SDR family) member 3
Exons: 5
Cellular component (GO): lipid droplet
Molecular function (GO): oxidoreductase activity, acting on the CH-OH group of donors, NAD or NADP as acceptor
Source: RefSeq, a predicted model, not a curated record